Molecule: messenger RNA, 3057 nt
Organism: Polyodon spathula (Mississippi paddlefish)
Lineage: Eukaryota; Metazoa; Chordata; Actinopteri; Acipenseriformes; Polyodontidae
Product: mitochondrial thiamine pyrophosphate carrier-like
Exons: 8
Coding region: 245-1210 (321 amino acids)
Biological process (GO): thiamine pyrophosphate transmembrane transport
Cellular component (GO): mitochondrial inner membrane
Molecular function (GO): thiamine transmembrane transporter activity
Source: RefSeq, a predicted model, not a curated record
AUUAACGCUGAGAGAUUUUAAAUCGUGUUUUUUUUUUUUUUAUUUUAAUUUGCUUUUUUUUUUCUUUUAACGAUUUUAUGUAAUACUAUCAACAUCAUUUUGUGUUGGCACUGGUUCAGUUUAAAUACACGCAGCGGUUGGAGCUCCGCCGACGCUAAGCAACACAAUCAAGCACACGGAGCACGAGGCGUCAAACUGGAGUGCAACUCGUUAAAGACCAGGGAACGCGCAGUGCUGCGGAGGAAUGGUCGGCUAUGACCCGAGAGCAGAGGGCCCUGUUCUCUCCACCACGGAGAUCGCAGCAGCGGGGUCUGUGGCAGGAAUGGUCACAAGGGCCAUAAUUAGUCCCCUCGAUUUAAUUAAAAUAAGAUUCCAGCUUCAGAUUGAGCAGCUUUCUGUUCAAAACCCGCGGGCCAAGUAUCACGGUAUCUGGCAGGGCUGUCGAUGCAUCCUUACUGAGGAGGGACUGCCGGCUUUCUGGAAAGGACACCUCCCUGCCCAGCUGUUGUCUGUCACAUUCGGAGCUGUGCAGUUCGUCAGUUUUGAGAUGCUGACUGAGUUUGUCCACACCAGCACCCCCUACGACAGCAGGAAUGCCGCGGUGCACUUCGUGUGCGGGGGCCUGGCUGCCUGUACCGCCAGCGUGGCCUGCCAGCCGCUGGACACCCUGCGCACCCGCUUCGCUGCCCAGGGGGAGCCCAAGGUGUAUCAGAAUCUGAGGCAUGCAGUGGCCACCAUGUACCGGACGGAAGGCCCCCUGACGUUUUACCGCGGCUUGAUCCCCACCGCGAUCGCUGUCUUCCCCUACGCUGGGCUUCAAUUCUUCUUCUACAACAUAUUCAAGCAGGUCUACAUGUGGGCCAUUCCCGCAGACCCAGACACAAAAGGUAAUGUUAGAAACCUGGUGAGUGGGAGCUGUGCCGGGGUUCUCAGCAAGACCAUCACCUACCCCUUCGACCUGUUCAAGAAGAGGCUGCAAGUGGGGGGCUUCGAACAGGCGCGGACCCCCUUCGGACAGGUGCGCUCUUAUCAGGGGUUUCUAGACUGCAUUGUGAAGAUUGGCCAGGACGAAGGGGCGAGAGGAUAUUUUAAGGGUCUGUCGCCCAGCUUGCUCAAGGCGGCUGUCUCCACAGGAUUUAUCUUCUUCUGCUACGAGUUCUUCUGCAACACCCUGCUGAGCCUGAAGGAAAGCACAGAGACGGACGAUUAGCUGCAAGACAGAGAGAGCCACUGAGCCUUUGCUGUGCACCACUGACAUCCGCUUGGCGAAAGUGCCUCAUUCAUAUUCUGCACUAGAGCUCUGGAUUAUUCAAACUCUUUCAUGGUUUUUUGUUGAGCUCCUGGUCAGAGGGAGACUGUGUGGCAUCUGGGACCUCAACCACAGGCACUGCAAUAGCUUGCAGUCGGGGACAUGACCUGGACCUGUCCUCAGGAUCCAACGCCACUCCACUGCUGUCCCUCCACAGCACUGAUACUCUUCCAUCAGUCACCUAGGUGGACCUGCCCUGUCUUGUUAAAAUGCCAUUUCAUGUGAUGUAAGGGCCAGGUUUGCUCAGUAUUUACUGCAGUGCCAAAUCAAAGAUAACCAUUUCUCAGAACUAGCGACAGAAAACUUCUCCUACUCGGGAGCUUCUAGGUUAACAUAAAUGAUGUAUUUAUUUAAAGGUUUUUGGAAAAUUUUGACAUUUUCCUUCUGGUUAAAAUGCUUAGUGAAUCUGGCCCCCAAUAGGCUGGAUCCCAGCACCCAGUACAGUGGAAAGGCUAGAAGUAAUGCAAUAUCACUGUUAAUGUUUGAAGGUAGGAAGAAAAGAACAUAGAAACUAUGAGUCACGCACAAAUACCUCUGCUGACCCCUCCUGGGCAACACAGGUAAUGGUCUGUCUAGUUGGGCUCCACUGUUUGCACUAAAUUAAACAUUUGUACAGAUUUAAUGAACAGGUGAAUGCCUUUGAGUUGUGUCUGACUGGCAGCUGCGCCCAGGACCCUUGCAUUAGGAGGAAAGGGACUUGCAUUUGCAGUGUAUUGUGCAGCAUCUUUAACAAAGAAAAGCAAAGUCUUGAGGUGCCUGGGAGUGGAGUGGCAGCAGCACAUUUGACCCCUCACAUCAGCGUCCUUUCAUCUCUGACCUCACAUGUUGCUGGUGAUGUUGGAAGUGUGAAAGCAGGUAAGGUAUUCCCCAGGGCACCAGGAUUGUCACUCCUGCUCACUAUCUCAACACUGUACUUAGCAGCUGUUCUAGCUUCUGCCUGUACUUGUUAUAAAUGUUAAGCCUGUACUAGUUAGAUACUGCAAAAGUACACGUAAAAGCAGUUUAUUCAUCUGUAUUUUAAUUAGGGUGAAUGCUUACCUUAUUAUCUGUACAUAGAAUUCUUUAACGCAACCAAAAUUUAGAUCAAAAAGUCAUUUUAAUGCAAAUUACCAAUCCAACCCUAAAGAAAAUCAUGUGAACUACAGACAGAGAGAAUGCUUUAUACCAACCAAGAGGGCAGGACCGCUACAGGGAGGAAGAGACGUCUCAUCAUAGGAGAACAUAACUGCACUAAAACUGGGAAUGAAAUAUAGGAGGUUCAAAAAAAAAAAAAAAAAAAACUUCUACAAAAUAUUAUAUAGGAGAGACAUUAAGAUAAUCCUUACUCUGUGUACCUGAUGACUUGGUUUCUACUAAUCCAAGUAAUAUGGAAUGUACUGUGUGUGUGUGUAUAAUACAAAUCCUUACUGGGCGGCUACACUUUUAUAAAGAUGUGUUUUUUUUUUUGUUUUUUUUUUUCUGCUGCUUUAACAGGGUUUGGGUGCCAAAUUGUAACGUGUGUUGCAAUUUAAACUUGUAGUCUAUAUUAUUAUUAUUAUUAUUAUUGUGUCAAACCCAGUAUUGACAGGCAUAUGCAUAUGCAAUUGCUCAGCUCUGAUUCUUUCAUUAUGUAUUUGCAUGCUUUGCUUAUCUUCUGAAGAAUGUUGUUCAGUUAGUGUUGUCUCAAUAGACUGCAUUACUGCACUGUGUAAAUGUAACCAGCUAUAUUUUGAAAAGGAUGAGAAACAUUAAAUACUUUAUUUCUGUCA